Messenger RNA from Entamoeba invadens IP1, 336 nucleotides. Its product is annotated as small heat-shock protein, putative. Bases 1 to 336 code for a protein of 111 amino acids. The transcript has a single exon. Lineage: Eukaryota; Evosea; Mastigamoebida; Endamoebidae. The record is from RefSeq and is a predicted model, not a curated record.
AUGUCUACCUUUGUAAGUCAGUCAUCGUUCUUGGACUGUUCCGACACACAGACAAACACAUUUAAUGUGUAUGAAAGCCAAAACUACUACUUAUUAUCACUCUCAUUACCAAACAUUCUUACAUCGACUCUUCAAGUGAAGUAUAUGAACAAUUGGGUUGUUGUUAAAGCGUCUUUACUUUUGAGCUCAAACGCACCGAAGUUCGUCUCACAGUUUCCGCUCCCAACAAAUGCGGAUGGGUCACAUUUACGAGCAAAGCUUCAGGGCGAUGUUCUAGCAAUUGUUGUGCCUAAGAAACAGACAUAUUGCACUGAGGUUGACAUUAUUUCUUUCUAA